Molecule: messenger RNA, 590 nt
Organism: Labrus bergylta (ballan wrasse)
Lineage: Eukaryota; Metazoa; Chordata; Actinopteri; Labriformes; Labridae
Source: RefSeq, a predicted model, not a curated record
CUCGUUGCAGGUGUCGGAGAAAGGCCGGACGUCUGCGGUCUCCCUGUUACAGUUGGCCUCAUAUUCAGGUCUGUGCGUCCUGGUGAGGCUGCUGGCGUUUCGCAGCGAUCGGCAGCCGUUCCCCCUCAGCUUAAUGGAAGUCCUCAGAGACCCCCACGUUUUGAAAGUCGGCGUCGGCUGCUAUGAAGACGGGAAGCGCCUGACGCGUGACUACGGCCUGUCCAUGUCGUGUACAGUCGACCUGCGCUACAUCGCCUUAAGACAGAGGCAAACUUCGGUGACUAACGGCCUGAGUCUGAAGUCUCUGGCAGCCGAUCUGUUGAAUGUUUCUCUGGAUAAAUCUCUGGAGCUGCGCUGCAGUGACUGGGAGGCAGAUCAACUGACCAUGGAGCAGGUGAUUCAUGGAGUACAGGCCUCCUCACAUAUCUCAUACGGCUCAUUGUUCACAUCUGUUCAUAAAUCAGUUUUUCAAAAUAUAUAAAAAUCACAAGAAACCUCCAGGUGAUCUUUUUAACAUCGACAUGUAUCCCUUUCCAAAGAGCGUCUCAAACACUACAAAGGGUGAAAAUCCGAUUGGUGCAUCAAAUAAA